AUGAACAAGAAUGAACUGAAAAGUCCCGACUCUCGCAAGAUAGAAUUAUUUCAUGUUGGCGCGCGGAAGAUGAUGAGCGCGGAGGAGCUGCUUGGCGGCGACAACCAGAGUCGACUGAAGGAGCUUGCCAACAAUUCGACUUCAGUUGCUAAUAUCCUUAAGGACCUUGCGUCCGAGGACACUUCACUCUGGCGAGAUGCAGCAUUGAAAAUAUUGAACCGCAAUUUCGCAGCACCGUCCCCUUUGGAGGAAAACGCUCUCAUAGAUGGACUCACAGAUACACUGAAGGAGCCUCGAGCUUCAGAGGGCGGUGAUGCCCUCCCCUGGGCAACCAUCUCCGAGGCAGCCCUCGCAGCGCUCUACUCCCUUGAUGCAGAAGCCGAACACGUCGACAAUGUUCUCUUGCACAUUGUCCCGUAUACCGAUGCUGAUCAACCAUGGACUACAGAGUCGGCAGCCUUCACUGCGGAUCGACUCCUCGACAGGUACUUGUCAGGCCAGAGGAAGCAAGAAUUUAUCGUCGGCAGCGUCCUGCAGAGCCAUCUGCGGCCCCUGUUCUCCAAGAGCUCGUCUUCCGUCACUGCCGAAGGCCGUCCUGCGCUAUACCGCGCGCCGCCGCCCCCAGCAGGCUUCCAUGCGCAAAAGGCUACUUGGAAAGAAGCCGGCCCGCUCAUUGUCACUCUCUUUGACUGGGCCGUUCAGGCCUCCGAGCCUACUACGAUCAAGAAGCACUGGCCGCUCUACGUUCCUGUGCUCGUCACCCUCGCCGAGGACGACGACGUCGCCGUCCGCCAGCGCGGCCUCCAAAUCCUCGAUGUCUUCCUGGCGAAAUGCCCCGCCGAGGUCCUGCGCACAUCCGGCAUCGACGCCGUGUUUCGGGAGUCUGUGCUUCCGUCGCUGCUGUUUCUGCCGACGCUGACGCCCGAGGCCGAGUCGGUCGUGCUGCUGCGCGCCGCGUAUCGCGCGGUGCGCACGCUGGCCCUCGCAGCCGACGACCCCGCGGACGGGAAGCGCCGCUCGCUGCUCGAUAGGAUGCUGCGCGAGGGCGUGCUAGCGGGCUACUUUCACGCGUCGCAGCACAUUCGCGUUGUCGAGGUGCUGAUGCAGGCGGCGGCGCAGAUUGUCGAGGCGCUGCAGAUUUACGCAGUGAAGCACUUGCAGAGUUUGAUAGAUCUCUUUGCCCCUGUCCUGACUGAUGCUUUUGCACUGGCAUAUCCCGCCGCCGUCGUUGCAGCGGCACAGGCGCUCAAUACUACAAUUCUCAACUGCUGGCCACGCAUAGUCGGCACGCCACACGCCGAACAAAUUCUGAACGUCGUUUCUCGGUGCUGGAUCAACAUUCACGACUCUGAUAAUGACCGCAAUAGUUCAGAGCUGGAGAUGCUCGUCAAAGAGCUGACAAAGACAAUGACGCUGAUGGCGUCGUUGUGGAAAGAGAGCGACGAGCCAAUGCCGACGGAGAAGCUUUCACAAGUCGUGCGAAAAGCGCCAAAUCUCAAGCCGCUGUUUGCCGCAUUCCGGCUGGACACGUCCACGGCAUGA
Messenger RNA from Beauveria bassiana ARSEF 2860, 1542 nucleotides. Its product is annotated as tRNA nucleotidyltransferase. The transcript has 6 exons. Gene Ontology annotation, cellular component: centrosome; cytosol; nucleoplasm. NCBI's taxonomy places the organism in Eukaryota, Fungi, Ascomycota, Sordariomycetes, Hypocreales, Cordycipitaceae. The coding region runs from base 1 to 1542 and encodes 513 amino acids. The record is from RefSeq and is a predicted model, not a curated record.